Molecule: messenger RNA, 1788 nt
Organism: Naegleria gruberi
Lineage: Eukaryota; Heterolobosea; Eutetramitea; Acrasida; Naegleriidae
Exons: 2
Biological process (GO): double-strand break repair via homologous recombination; DNA replication
Cellular component (GO): MCM complex; nucleus
Molecular function (GO): ATP binding; single-stranded DNA binding; single-stranded DNA helicase activity
Source: RefSeq, a predicted model, not a curated record
AUGAUUGCCUACUUGGAAAAGUAUCACUUGCAAGAUAUUAGAGAUAUUUUGUGUCCUCCUCUCACUCUAACAAAUGAUGAUACAAUUCACUAUAGUGUAUUUAUUGAUGUUUCACAUUUCAUGUCUGCAAAUAUUGAAAUUGGAUCAAUUUUAUUAUCAUACCCAACAGAAUUAAUUCCUAUUUUUGAGAGAGCACUGAUUAAAACACAGCAACGUCACAUUGAAAAACAAGAAGUUAUGAAGGAACAAUUUAAAUUGAAAACAUUUGUGCAUGUUAGACUUCAUACGUUACCACAAUGUUCCGAAGUAACAAAAACAUCAGUGAGAUCUGUGAGGAGUUGUGACGCUAAUAGAUUAAUUUCUGUCAGUGGUACUGUCAUUAAAACAGGGCCUAUCAAAAUGUUGGAGUAUAAGAAGAUUUAUAUUUGUAAAAAGUGUAAAAAGUCAUUUGAUAUUGUUGCAGAUAGAGAACAAUUUAAUAGUAUAACGAAACCAACACAAUGCCCAAUUGAAGAUUGUGGAGGAAAAUCAUUUAUUUCGAGAGAGGAUGAAAUUGUUUGUAGAGAUUAUCAGGAAAUCAAAAUUCAAGACAAAAUUUCACAACUACAUGUUGGUUCAAUUCCUCGUUCCAUUCUUGUAGUUUUGGAAGAUGAUUUAGUGGAUGUUGUAAAAGCUGGAGAUGAUGUAAUUUUAACAGGAAUACCUUUCAGAAGAUGGAAAACUUUUAAAAACGAUGCUAGAUGUGGUGUUGAUAUGGCUGUAUGGAGUAAUCACAUUCGUAUUGGAAAUGAAAAGAAGAGUGCAAUGAACGUUACAGAAGAAUUGAAAUCAGAAUUUAAACACUUUUGGGAAAAGUAUAAGGAGAAUCCAUUGGCAGGAAGAAGCUUAAUUUUGAAGAGUAUGUGCCCUCAAUUAUUUGGAUUGUACUUUGUCAAGUUGGCAGUUGCGUUGACUAUUAUUGGAGGAGUACCAAUGAAAAAGAAUAAUACACGUAUUAGAGGAGAGUCACAUUUAUUGAUUGUUGGUGAUCCAGGUACUGGAAAAAGUCAAUUUUUGAAAUAUGCCUCUAAAUUGAGUCCCAGAUAUGUAAUGACAAAUGGAAUUGGUACAACUAGUGCCGGUCUGACAGUUAUGGCUUCAAAAGAGUCUGGAGGAGAUUGGGCCCUUGAAGCAGGUGCUCUUGUUUUGGCUGAUGGAGGAGUUUGUUGCAUUGAUGAAUUUGAUGCUAUCAGAGAACAUGACAGAGUAACCAUUCACGAAGCUAUGGAACAACAAACCCUCAGUAUUGCAAAAGCUGGUUUAGUUUGUAAAUUGAAUACGAGAACAACUGUUUUGGCAGCAUGUAAUCCAAAGGGAAAGUAUGAUUUGGAAGCAAAUUCCCAAGAUGAAGAGUGGGACAAUAGAGUUUCAUCAUUCAUUCUCAAUGAGCAACAAAUGGAAGAGGAAGAUUCUCAGUUAUGGUCAUUUGAUAAGUUGAGAGCUUAUAUUUCCUAUAUCAAAUCAGAAUAUCAUCCACAAAUACCGCCAGAAAGUGGUAGAAUCUUAACAGAAUACUAUAGACUUCAAAGAAGAGCUGACAGAAGAGUUGCUGCAAGAACAACUAUUCGUUUGCUUGAGUCUUUAGUUAGAUUAGCCCAAGCUCAUGCCAGACUCAUGUGUAGAAAAGAGGUUACUGUCCAAGAUGCUGUAAUGUCUGUAUUAACUGUUGAUAUUUCUUCCAAUACUUCAUCUUUACUGAAUGUUUCAUCUGUACUUCAUUCUAAUUUCCCAGACGAUCCAGAUAGUGAU